Messenger RNA from Sorex araneus (European shrew), 3133 nucleotides. RefSeq names its product sosondowah ankyrin repeat domain family member A (gene SOWAHA). The transcript has a single exon. The record is from RefSeq and is a predicted model, not a curated record. Gene Ontology annotation, molecular function: protein binding. Lineage: Eukaryota; Metazoa; Chordata; Mammalia; Eulipotyphla; Soricidae. The coding region runs from base 136 to 1788 and encodes 550 amino acids.
UUUCUCGCCCAGACGCUGGGGCGGCGCAGGGUGAUCGAGGUCCAGCCUGCGGGCCACGCCCGCUGCUGCCGGGUGCGAGCGAUCAGGUGAGCCCGGGCGGGAGGCGGGCGUGCCACCUGUCCCCGCGGCCGAGCCAUGGCGCUGGCCGCCGCCGCCGCGGCUGCGGCCGCCGGGGUGAGCCAGGCGGCGGUGCUGGGCUUCCUGCUGGAGCACGGGGGCCAGGUGCGCUGCUCCGAGCUCAAGAGCCGCUUCAAGCCGCUGCUGGAGGCCGGGGACCCGCGCGGCCGCGCCGCCCGCAAGGACCGCUUCAAGCAGUUCGUCAACGACGUGGCGGUGGUGCAGGAGCUCGACGGCGUCAAGUUCGUGGUGCUGAGGAAGAAGCUGUGGCCCCGGGAUGGCGCGGAGCCCCGGCCCCAGCCCCCCGGCGACCCCGACUGCCCGGAGGAACCCAUCCCGCCGUCGAAGGUCACCUCCGACCCCCCUGGAGCCAACGCUGCCCCGGAGGCGCCAGCCUUGGCCUCGCCGCCGCGGUCUGGGUCUGGGGGUCUCGCCUCGCCAACAGAGCCAAUGGGCACCCCCUGGCCCGCUGCCUCCCAGCGUGACCAGCCGACCGCAGAGCUGUCGGGGACGGCGCGGCAGUCUGGGGGACCCUCGCACCUAGCCCAGCCCUGGCGGGCGCCGUCGGCGAAUACCUCGUCCGACGUGAACCCGCAGGCCCCAGAACUCGGAGCGAGGAUCCCCACGAAGCCGCCUCCCGCGCCCGCCCGCGCGCCGCCGCCGCAGAAGCCCUGCAUGCUGCCCGUGCGCUGUGUGCCCGGCCCCGCGGCGCAGCGCAUCCGGGCCGAGGAGCAGGGCCUGCGCCGGCAGAUGUCGGAGGAGCCGAGCCCGCGCGCCUCCCCGCUGCUGCUCCGGCGGCUGUCGGUGGAGGAGCCGGGGCUGGGGCUGGGGCUGGGCCCCAGCCGCUCCCCGUAUUUGAGGCGCCCGUCGCGCGCCGGCCCGCGGCUGCUGAGUCCCGACGCGGACGACGCGCCCGCCGCGCCGCCGCCGGCCGCCGUGCCCCUGGAGCCGGCCGAGCACGAGUGGCUGGUGCGCGUGGCCGGCGGCCACUGGUCCCACCAGCUGCACGGGCUGCUCCUGCGCGACAGCGGCCUGGCGACCAAGCGCGACUUCAUCUCCGGCUUCACCGCCCUGCACUGGGCCGCCAAGAGCGGCGACCGCGAGAUGGCGCUGCAGCUGGUGGAGGUGGCGCGGCGCGGCGGCGCGCGCGUGGACGUGAACGCGCGCUCCCACGGCGGCUACACGCCCCUGCACCUGGCGGCGCAGCACGGCCACGAGGAGGCGGCCGUGCUGCUGGUGAAGGACCUGGGCGCGCAGGUGCGCGUGCGCGACCACAGCGGCCGCCGCGCCUACCAGUACCUGCCGCCCGGCGCCUCGUACGCGCUGCGCCUCCUGCUCGGCGACCCCGACCUGCGCAGCCCCGAGGCCGAGGCCACCGGCGGGGCCAGCGGCGGCUUUGCGGCCCGGCGCCCGGUCCAGGUGGCCGCCACCAUCCUCAGUUCCACCACCAGCGCGUUCCUGGGCGUCCUCACCGAGGACCCCAUGCUCCAGGAACUGACCCGCGGCUUGAAGAAGUCCAGUUCCUUCAGCAAGUUACUGGGUGCCUCCCCGCUGGCGCCUCGUAAAAAGACCAAGACCCGCGGGGUCCUGCCGGCCUUUGGCGAAAUCCCCCGCCGAACCACUGCCGGGCCUUUCGCCGGUCUGGUGCCCACUCUGCCACCCACAACCUGACGGGCCCUGAGCCUCCCGCCUGCUCCCUAAGUCUAAGGUUGUGCAAGUGAAUCGCCCGAAUCUGGGCCUCCAGCAGUUUCCAGCCUUGCGCACCGCCACGUGUGGGCCCCUGGGUUGGGCCAAGGCCUUCUGCUGGGAGCUCGAGCUGUCUCCAGACAAGGAAUGCAACAUCCCAGUGAGUGCCUCUGGGGAAGAGCUGCUGGAGGCACGCCUGGACUUUGGGGGAUGGGUGGGGGGCUUGAAAUUUAGGGUUAAAGGUGGAAGGGGCAGCAGCUGGUCUGGGCCCUCACGUCAUGCCUCUGAGCCGAUCCACUCCCCAGCCGGAUGUAGAUGUAGAGCCUGAGAUGUUGGCCCUUUUCAGCUCUAAAGAGAGACGUGGUUUUGUAACUUGGUACUUUUAUCCUGUUUAUAAAUUGAAGUGAGGUAGAAUAAGUUUCAUAAUAAUAACCUUUUGAAAUGGUAUUUUUCCAUGUUUAGGCAAAGUGCUCCGGCGUUUGCAGUAUUUUGCUAUUUUGGAAUUCUCUUUAAAAUAAUGAUCCAAACAAAGGUUAUUCUUGACCAACAAAAUCUUUAAACGUUUAUCUACCUCCUUUUAGGCAGUGAAGGUUCCUGAGUCUUGAACACAGAUGAGCAUUAUGACCAUUGUGAAUGUACUUCAUUUCAUUAUACUGUGAAUGCGAAAUACUGAGAAACAAGUGCAUCUUGGGAGUAAAUGUGACAUAACAAAGACAGGAAAAAGACUUGGAAAAUACUUUUAGUCUGUGAUUGCCUUGAUGGGGAAAUAUAACAUUUCUUUGCCACCUGAGGGCAGCUAUUUUGAUGUUGUGAAUAAUUUUUCAAGUCUGAUUUAACUGUGAAUUGCACUUUUGUGCUGUAUUUCUGAACCUGUGGUUUUUCAAAUCUGGCAGGACCUUUUAGAAAGUAGGUGAAUAUUCAGGGUUUGGACAGCAGGUAGGGUGCCUGCAGUUGCCAGUGGCCAACCUGAAAAUCAGCUGAAAACAGAUUAUUCUUUGUUAGCAAAUGCAGAAUCUGCUCAGUGACCUUGCAGAGGUAGCUUCACCCUUCUGGACCAUGUUCCUCUCUGUAAUCAAGAAGGUUUGUAAGAUUGUGCCAAGAUUUCCCAGAUUCAACACAGCCUAAUUUUUAUGGUUCGUUCUCUCUUUUAAAAAUGUGGAAUCUAUUUGUUCAACUUUUUUGAAAUCUCAAAUUGACAAUGUUCUGCUUUUGCAAAUUGUGUCUUGCAUGUCAUUAGAUAUAUAUCACUGAGGUCUCUGAAAUACUUAAGCCUGUCUUUCAUGGAAUGUUUUGAUAUAAGCAAGGAAAUAAAGCCUCCCAUUUUAUUCUU